AUGGAGGAGGCGCCCGCAUCUCCCGACACCGCCCAGCAGACGACUACGGCACCUCCGACACCUACGACGUCCACACCGCGCAAGUCAAACGUAUACUCAAGGCUGUACGACCCCAAGUCGUAUACUGGCGUCUAUAAGAAGCGCUUCGAGGCCGACUGCAAUGACCUCACAGAGCGCGUGGUGCACGACCUGUCGAAUGCCAUGCGCACCAAUCUCAACCACGAUGUGAAUCGCCCCAAACAACGGGCAGUCUCCCAAGCGCCAGCUCUAUCACCGACCGCUGCCCAAGUCGAGCGACCAACGUCUGCGCCAUCCGCUCAGGAGAAACUCCAGGGAGAUCCGAACGACCCUCACACGCUUCUGAAGGCUGUAUUCCACUACUAUUGUCGCUUCGGACGGACUGGGCCAAAAGGUCUGGGGGAGAAGACACUCGAUAACUCGAACUUCGUCAAACUAUGUCGUGACUGUCCGGACUUGCUCAACGCUUUCUUUGGCAAAACGGACGUGGAUCUCAUCUUUGUAAAAGCCAAGAACAAGGGAGAGCGUCGUAUCAACUACGCGCGGUUUUUGGACGCGUUGGGAAUGAUCGCUAUCCAGAAAUACGGAGAUAUGCCACUCGAGGCUUCACCGACGGCAAAACGGUGCGUGGCGAACUGCUCUUGA
Molecule: messenger RNA, 663 nt
Organism: Phytophthora infestans T30-4
Lineage: Eukaryota; Oomycota; Peronosporomycetes; Peronosporales; Peronosporaceae
Exons: 5
Coding region: 1-663 (220 amino acids)
Biological process (GO): microtubule bundle formation; positive regulation of protein polymerization; microtubule polymerization
Cellular component (GO): microtubule
Molecular function (GO): tubulin binding
Source: RefSeq, a predicted model, not a curated record